AUGAGUACAUCAACCAAAUGGCGUGAAAUCUAUAAUAAAAUAAUGUCUUUACCAAGUUUAACUCCAUCUGAUCAAGUAAAUGAAGCGAUUGAUUCAUUACGACAACAAAUUUCUCAAUCCAAUGACGAUGAUCUGAAUAAAUCUGAUCUAACUGAACAAGAAAUUAUCCAACUUCGUCAACGUUUCAGUCAAUCAGUUUAUGAACUUGAAAAAUUUUGGGCUCAUAAAAUUCUUAAUCAUUCAAAUCAUCAAUUGAUUUUAGAACAAUUUCCUCAAUGGGAUAAUUAUCUGAAAGUCAUGAAACGUGAAUGGAAUUCCAUAGAAAUUUAUGCAAAAGAAUUUUUAACAAAAAAAGUUCUUAUUAUUGGGGGUGGACCAAUUCCAUUAUCAGCUAUUAUUUUAGCACAACAAUAUCAUAUCUGUUCAGUUGUCAUGGAUAUUGAUGAAGAAGCAACUGAUUUAGCAAGAAAACUUGUUUUUGCUCUUGGCUUACAAAAUCAAAUAACUUUAAUUCAAAGUUCAGGUGAAAGUUUUGAAAAUUAUCAAGAAUAUUCUUUAAUCUAUGUUGCUGCAUUAGCUGGACUUGUUUUCGAAGAAAAACAAAAAAUAUUUGAUACGAUUAAAAGUCAAACAACACCUGGAACAUUUAUUUUAACACGAUCAAGUCAUGGAACAAGACAAAUUCUUUAUCUUCCUCUUCAUCAAAGAAUUCAAGAACAAUUUGAAACCGUUAUGGAAAUUCAUCCUAAUGAUGAGGUCAUGAAUUCAAUUAUUUUACUUAAAACUAUUUAA
Adineta ricciae is the source of this 792-nucleotide messenger RNA. Lineage: Eukaryota; Metazoa; Rotifera; Eurotatoria; Adinetida; Adinetidae. The record is from the annotation of a GenBank genome assembly.